Megalops cyprinoides (Indo-Pacific tarpon) is the source of this 1812-nucleotide messenger RNA. It is a transcript of the gene tmem71, whose product is annotated as transmembrane protein 71. The transcript is spliced from 11 exons. Bases 256 to 1128 code for a protein of 290 amino acids. The record is from RefSeq and is a predicted model, not a curated record. NCBI's taxonomy places the organism in Eukaryota, Metazoa, Chordata, Actinopteri, Elopiformes, Megalopidae.
UCUGAGGCGUCAACAGCCACCAGAUUUUAACAAGAAGACAAUCAAAACAGGCAAUGUACGAAGAGUGUGUAUCUGUGCGCAUAUUUUGUUAGGUACACAUAGUAAGAGCACAUGCAUCCUUUUGAGCAACUGUGCACACAAUCAAGAAUAAAAAAAAGUGGCUGUACAAGGAAUCGACUACUGUGAGAGACGAAGCCCGAGGUAUUGUCCCCCGUGCCAAAUUUCCCAGAAGGCGUUCAUCUGUGUGUGGCAGGCAUGGCGCUGCUGUUUUCUGGAGCUGUUACAAGUUCACCAAUAAGAAAAAUGGAACCCCUGGCUGACCAGUCAUGUCACAGUCUGGGCGUGUCCCUGUUGUCCUCGGACUUGUCCUAUGAGUGCUACUCCGUCAACCCCCUGACCGGCUCUCCCUGCUCCUGCCGCCGCAGUCCCCGGCUCCUCUCCAACGGCUACUAUGUCCUGACCGAGGACAGCUUCAUGUUUGACGACGAGGGCAAUCUCUCCCUCACCCCCUCCAAAACCAACGUCUCCUAUAAGGAGAGACUGGUCAGAAUAUUUCGACGUAGGCGGAAGCCCCGCAGGUCACUGGCCAGCCUCUUCAACAUGAGCGAAACCUGCCAGUCCUGGCUGGACCGCAGUGUGUUCGGAGGGGUCAGGCACUGCCCCCUCGCUGAGUCCUCCUGGGCGGAGGACAGCAUGACCGAGCUCAGCACCCCCUGCGACUUCACUUACGACCCCAGCCCGCCCGUGACCCCCCCUCACAAGUCAGCUGAGAAACGCUGGGUGCAGGAAGAGGUCUGCACAGAGGCUUGCUUCUCUCAGGAGCAAUUCAGCCAAUCGCUGGGAGGCUUUCUGGAUGUCCCGCCCCCUUCUCCUUUCCUUGCCCAGACUUGCUGCCUCCAGAAGCCUCAGCCAGCAGAAUCCGCCAUUGUGAGGGCCAUUUUCUUCAUCAUCCUGACUGUCUGCCUCUUCACAGCAGUUUUCUCAAGGUGCCUUGUGGGAGGGCUGGCUGUGGCUUCCAUCACCCUCACUUUGAUUUUGACAUCUGUCUUCCUCGCAAAGUCUUCAUUCAGGACUACGGGGAGAUGGCGCAAGGCGAAGACCGAGGAUAUCACUUCAAGGAAUGAAUAGAUGAAGGCAAAAAGUCUCUUCUUUCUUAGCAAGGUCCGUGGAUUGGAUUGAAUUGGAGAGAGAGAAGAGAGAAGAAAGGGACAGAGUAAAAGAAAGCAGAAGAAGAGAAAGGAAAAAAGAAAGUGCUUGUGACAUUUUGAAGUUUUUCUUCUUGUAAGUGAAAUGCAUGCAGCUUGCUCAUGGUCUCAACAUGCUGUUUAAAGAGGUGACUGUUUUACAUGGCAUUGCUGAGAUCGAUGGAGCACUGACUUAGUGAAAGCGUAUUUCAGAUACUUUACCAAAAGUAUUGAAAAAUAUACUGCCAAUUCUAUUGAGAAGAUUAAUAGAAAAAACCUCUGAUUGGUUAUUUACCUCAUUAUUUAAUACAGAAGGUAAAGUAUAAGGAAUAACAGUGUUUUGUUGUGUCCUUAAAAUAAAUAUUAUUGUAGAUAGAAUACCUUGGCAGUUAUGGGGCCUCCAACAUGACUAGAUUUUUUUACCUCAAGUUUCUAAGAAGCAACGAUGUAGAUACACGGGUAUGUCUAAGCAAAAAUGCCAUAGCGUGACUUAGUGUCUUGUGAAAUCUAUCUCAAAAAAGUAAAAGAAAAAGCAGAAUUAAAAUUCCAGCCUGCAAUGAAAUGCCAAAUAGAAGCCAAACAACUGCACAAUCACAGUGGCUGAGUAUUAAGGUGAACACUGUAAUAG